Molecule: messenger RNA, 1875 nt
Organism: Oryzias latipes (Japanese medaka)
Lineage: Eukaryota; Metazoa; Chordata; Actinopteri; Beloniformes; Adrianichthyidae
Product: coiled-coil domain-containing protein 127
Source: RefSeq, a predicted model, not a curated record
AAAAACUUCAUAGAUUUAAGACAGAUAAUGUUCUGUUGUCGCACUUUAGACAUGCAAAUUAUUCCAUUUGGUAUAAAUAAAAUGCUCAGGCGGUCACCACCCCCAAAGAAAAAGGUUGAGUUACUAAUCAGCUAAAAACUAGCAUGAAAUGCUCUCAAACAAGUCAAAAGUGAAAGCACAGACCGAUCAAUGGGCUGUAUUGUGUUGUGGGAUUUCUAAACAAAAUGAGUAAAUAUUUUUCUUGCCUUCAGCUGCUUUUAGCAGUGCUGUAGUGUAAAGUAUAAGCUGUUGAGGAGUUAAUCAGUGACUUCUUCUAGUGAGCCAUAUUUGGAGGUAUAGAUAAGUGAACUUAUUUGCAGCAAAAGAAGUAAACAAACAAAUAAACUAAGAUGCUGUUGAUGCUUGGCUCUGCUGUGUGUGUGUGUUUGUUUACAGCAGCAAGCAUGAACAACCUGAACAACCCCCCCAGGUGGAACAUCCAGCAAGACCCCAGGGGGAGGGAGGCGGGUGUAGGUGAUGGGAACCCAUGGAACUACGCCCUUUUGGUCCCCAUGUUGGGGCUGGCUGCAUUUCGUUGGAUCUGGACUAAAGAAUCCCAGCAGGAGAUCCAGAGGGUCAAAGACGAGUGCAGCAAAGAUGUUUCCGCAAUAAAAAGUGAACUUGAAGCGCGUUAUCAGGAGACACUGACAGAAACACGGAGGGCGGCCGCCACGUUGGAGCUGGAGCUGGAGAAGGAGAAGCAGAGAGGAGAAGGCUACAGGCAUGCAAUAGUGUCACAGAGGCAACAGCUUGUAGUAGAACAAAAAAAGUUGCAGCAGGAGCGAGAUGUGUUGAACGGAGAGAAGCAAAGGUGGCUGACAUCUGGCGCCGCUGGUGCGGCUCUGCGCGAAGCCCUGGAGAGGGAAAACAACUGGUGUCUGUACGCCACAGCCACGCUGAGGGAACUGGAGAGUCAGCUGAUGGAGCGGCAGGAUGCUUAUUGCUCCUACAUCCAACCUCGAGAUCAGCGGCUGGAGAUGGAGAAGAACAUGCUGCUCAAGGUUGUUAAGGACCCUGCUGUAGCAGAACUUGGUCUGGAGUCGGACCUGAAGGACAUUUUUAAAAGAGACAGCUACUGUGCAAACGCACUAAACACUGACAGGAGGAGGAACGGAAGCCUCAUGUGGGUGUAUCUGAAGUACUGGCACCUCAAGGUUGCCAUGCAGAGACACAAAAGAGCUGAGACAGCUGUUUUGGAAGGAAAAGUCCAGCCUCAUUCCAAAUGACAAAUGUUUUUCUCUUGAUUCAGAAACAAAAAAGGAAAUUUUUGCAAAUGACAAAUUGAAAUAAAAUUGCUAUUUAUUUCCACCCCUAAAAAAAGUCUAUCCUUUACAAAUGUAAUGCAAAAGGUAAAAGAAUAUUAUAAAAACACAAGAAGCCUCACUAGCUUUCAUUGUGUGCAACUUAAGGUGCAGGUGAAAUGAUAUCCAUUCCAACUUCCUAACUCAUACGUUUUUUUAAAGAAAAUUAAAACUGUGUGCCCCUUAAAUUAGCUUAUAGGAGCAUUUUGGCAUUUAUAGUUUGCUAGAUUUGUCUUUUUUUCUGUUUGUUUUACAAAUAUAUACUGUUUUAUGUAGAAAUAUACUAAACGGGUCCAAAAAAUGGUUGGAUGGCUGGAUUCAUAUAUACGUUUUUUUUAAAUAAAAAUAGAAGGAAAGUCUUUUGAUAGAGGGGUUACUCAAAACGUUUCCACUGUAUAGGAGAGAAAACUUUGCAAAAGCUGCAUGAAAAUGUUAGGAUGAGAUGGCAUCAGGACCAAUAUAGGAAAACUUCAUGUUUCUGAUGCACUAUGUUGCACUGAUCCUCACUUGCCAGUAAAACAUUUACUUUAAUCUA